Hirsutella rhossiliensis is the source of this 966-nucleotide messenger RNA. RefSeq names its product transcription initiation factor IID, 18kD subunit domain-containing protein. The record is from RefSeq and is a predicted model, not a curated record. Bases 1 to 966 code for a protein of 321 amino acids. Gene Ontology annotation, molecular function: transcription coregulator activity; protein heterodimerization activity. Gene Ontology annotation, cellular component: SAGA complex. NCBI's taxonomy places the organism in Eukaryota, Fungi, Ascomycota, Sordariomycetes, Hypocreales, Ophiocordycipitaceae. Gene Ontology annotation, biological process: transcription by RNA polymerase II. The transcript is spliced from 3 exons.
AUGGCGGAAACAAGGGACAGCAAGGCGUACAAGUAUCGCCAGGAAAUCAGCCAGAUGAUGUACGUUUCUGGCGAGACGGCAGAACCCUCGGUUGAAACUUCAAGUAUCAUCGAAGACAUCGUGCGGCAGCAGGUGAUUGAGCUGCUGCGCAACUGCACCGAGCUGGCCUCGCGGCGGGGGUCCAAGUCCAUCAGCACAAACGACCUCAUCUUUCAGAUCCGCCACGACCAGGCAAAGGUGUCCCGUCUGCGCACCUUCCUCUCGUGGAAGGACGUGCGCAAGAACGUCAAGGACUCGGACGACAAGGGCGCCGACGCCGACCUGGCAGCUGGCGAUGACCCCGGAGGCGGCGUCGUGCCCGGCGGCCCCGUUGACGAAGGCGCCAAGAAGAAUAAGAAGGCCAAGGUCGGCCUUCCCUGGGAGCCGGCGUCCUUUUACCCGGUCGAAGUACCUGAGCGCGACGACGAGGACGACGAGGAGGAGGACGAGAUGAACUACAUGACGCUUCAGCGCCUCCGCAAGGCCGACGAGCGCACAAAGGUCAUGACGCGCGAGGAGUAUGUGACGUGGUCCGAGUACCGCCAGGCCUCCUUCACCUGGCGCAAGGGCAAGCGCUUCCGCGAGUGGGCUGGCUUCGGCAUCGUCACCGACAGCAAGCCCUCGGACGACAUUGUCGACAUUCUCGGUUUCCUCACCUUCGAAAUGGUCGCCACCCUGACCGAAAUGGCCCUCAAGGCCAAGGAGCAGGAGGACAUGGCCCGCGCCCAGAGCGGCGGCGACAACGUCGGCGCCAAGAAGCGCAAGCUCCAGCAGGGCCUCUUCGACCCCCCCAGCGAGGGCAAGACGCCCAUCGAGCCCCGCCACGUCCAGGAGGCCUUUCGCAGGUUCCAGCAGAGACCCAAGAAGUCGCGCGCCAUGCUCAACGGCACCAGGCUGAUGCAGCACACGCCCCUCAACAUCAUCUGA